Molecule: messenger RNA, 3272 nt
Organism: Penaeus chinensis
Lineage: Eukaryota; Metazoa; Arthropoda; Malacostraca; Decapoda; Penaeidae
Product: protein FAM91A1-like
Molecular function (GO): protein binding
Source: RefSeq, a predicted model, not a curated record
ACUUAUGAUUGCACGCAAGUAAACAUUGAGAAGAUUUUAUGAGUUUGUUAAGUUACUAUGUGUUCUUGUGCGGAGGACAUCGAUUAAGAUUAAGAUAACAGAAUGGCGUCCGAGAUCGAGCAAUACAUAGCCAAGAAUUGUACGUGGGAUAAACUCCCCGUUAAUGUUAAACAGUUACUUGGAAAUUCUCAAAAAGAAUAUGAGAAAUACAUAGCAGAAUUCAGCGUUAAAACACAACAGAGGUACCGAGGCAAUCUAGUGCGACAAGUUCUUAAAAAUGAAAGGAGUUAUUAUGAGGAGGUGCUAUCCUACAGUCGGUCCCACCUGAUGAUGUACCCUUACCACCUGUCCGACGUGGUGGUUAAGGGACUUCGAGUUACCCCCUUCCAGUACUACAUCUCCAUCCUGACUGACAUCAUGACGGCAGAGAAGAGCUACGAUUCUUUGCCGAACUUCACUGCAGCUGAUUGUCUGAGAUUGUUAGGGAUUGGAAGGAACCAGUACAUAGAUCUCAUGAACCAGUGCCGAUCUAGUCGCAAACUCUUUCGCAAGAAGAAUGUGCGGGACUUGCUUCCAGCUCUUCCCUGUGAAAUAACCAUAGAACCAUGGUGGAUCGUUUGUGUUGGGUGUGUCACUGAAGAAGACAUUAAGAGCUUAGUAAAGAAAAGAGAGAAAGUAGUUAUAGACUCUCUCAUUGAUGUUGGCUCCCAAAAAGCAGGCGACCUAGAUAAGGAAUGCGUCCACAGCUUAUACACGAAAGGGUUGGUCUACUUGGAAGUGCCAAUCAGCCCCAGUGACUGUAUAUCUGUCCCUCCACUAGAAGGAUUUGUCAUGAACAGAGUCCUUGGGGAUUACCUUGAGAGUCUCAUGUACAAGAUAUUUGUGUCCAUUGAUGAACAUACUCCUGUAUCUGAGCUAGCGACAGUGUUGGAGAUAGAUCUUGCACUAGUGAAGGUUGCUGUGUCACUUUUCUGUCGCCUGGGGUUCGCAAACAAGAAAAAUGUUGAGAUGUCAACUUAUGAAAUGCAUCCAUCUUGGGAAUCGGCGAUGGCACCAACCUCGAAAAAGUUACCAACAACAGCAGAUGACUUGCUCCUAUUAGAGCUAGAGUCAGCAUUAGCCGAGAGCACCCCGGGAGAGGGAGAAGAUAUAGGGGCAUGCACUCCACGAACCCCAACAGAUGACCCUCUGGCUGCUGGGUUUGCUUUCAGUGGACAGGGCAAGAGGAUAGCCUUUCUCUAUGAUUCAACCCUCACUGCUUUUCUGAUGAUGGGGAAUUUGUCUCAGGGCCUAAAAAGUCAUGCAGUCACAAUGUUUGAAGUAGGCAAGAUGUUGGAUGAAGGACUGGAUUCACUCCUUACUGAACUGGACAAGAUACAGAGGUCAGACUCGGAAGGUGAAGCGCAGCGCUACUUUGAGCACGCCCUCACGUUGCGCACAUCGGUGACCUUCCUCCGGCACAACCGGGACCUCUGUUCCCCUGGUCAGGAGGUCCCCCAUGCCUUAGACCUGAUCCGAUGGGAGAGCCUGAGUAACCUUGACCCAGCCACCACAGCUCGACUUCUGAAGAAAAACUACCAGUUUCUUGUAUCUAUGGCCCCUCUAAGCUAUGAGAUUUCUGCUAUAGAAGGUGAAACUCCUCCCCAUUUUGGUCCCGCCAUUCCUGAGGUUAACUCGAUCUGGUUCAAACUGUUCCUCUAUCAUAUCACAUGCUCCGGUCCUCCGUCAUUGUUAUUGCCUAAAGGUGAAAGACUACGCCGUCUGCCGGAGUGCCUGGUGGGUUACGAGAAGGUGCUGGUCACGCCCUGGGGCCAUGAUCCCACUGUGGUGCCCCUUGCCGCCCUUUUCACCACAGUCAACGAGGCCCUGAUGCAUUCCCCUGUGUUCAUCCAGGCUUAUGGAUGGUAUCAUGACGUUUGUAUUCAGUAUAUUCCAUUUCCUCUGGAAAAUUCAAAAAAAGUGAACCAUCCUGCUGUACAAGCUUUAGCCAAACAGCUGGACCUGCAGCACACCUUUGGGUUUAUUAAACUUGUGGCUUUUCCUGCUGCGGACACUCCUGGUGUCAAUGCUAUGACUGCAGCAGAGAUCACGACAGGGAUGCCCCAAGGGUCAACCAGCACACCGGGUCGGGCUUUCAUCAACAGCAGCUCAGCGGCGUUAAGUGAGACCCCACACAAUGAUGUGACAGCACCUGAUGCCGCCAAGGACUUCACGGGCAACCUCAUGGACACUGCAGUGCCUGGUGAAGAUUUUGACCCGGCUGGGACUUCCAUUCCUCAAGUCAUUAGUUUUGAUGAUGUGGCUAGCAUUGUGCAUGAGAGGAGCGAAGGGCAGGAUCCUCGGAGAGAGGGCAUGACACUGCCUCUAGGUGGUCCAACUGUUGAUCAGUGGCAUCUGCUGGAGUGCCACUUUGGCUUGCCCCUGUUUGAUGCUUCUCUCAACCAGCAAGUCUCCCAGAAGAUCAUCUCGCAUCAGCUUUUUAGCUCAGAGAGCAUUGAAAAAUUCAGUGAAUCCAACACCAGAUUAAUUCACAGCUUAAGGAACUUUAUCAGUGGAAAUAAGGCACAAGGUGUAUGUACAGAGGUGCAGCAGAGGGGAGGCUGCCGUGAAGGUGCUUCCAACUUGCCCCUACCCACCACACCCCUGCUCUUCUGUGGAGGUUCUUUAGCCCCUUGGGAGGGUUCCUGAUAAUAAAAAUGCAAGAGGAAUUAGCACAUUUGGAGAUAAGUAUGCAUGAGUUUGUGGAAAGAAUGUGUGAUUGGAAGCAGGUUUGCCUGGAUAACAUGAAUGUAUUAAUGAAGAGGCAUAUUAUCUAACUAAGGCCAAGUGUGAUGUGUGGAGAUUGGAUUUAAAUGAGUCAUUUGACAGUACGAGUAAUGAAAUAACCGUGACUACAAGGUAGAAAUCUAUAUUUUUCUCCCCUUGGGCUAUAUAUACUGUAGUGCAUCCUGUAAACCUGCAACUUAGAUUCUAAUAAAGGUGUAAGAGUUCUUAGAUAACAGAUGUGAAUCUGCAAGACACUGUAAAUUAUGGCAACAAGUCAUAUCAAGAGUACUGUGCAAACUUUUGGAUAAAAGCUUAAUGUGUAUGCAUUAUUAUCAGUGUUAUUAUUUAAAGUGAUAUUUAGGUGUGUGAUCAUAUGUACAUUCCAACAGGCUUUUGUUUAUAUCUGUUUACACAUGUACAGCAUACAUGUAUACAAUGCUAUAGAGUUAUAUUCAUCAUAUAUGGCAAAACAUAAAAAAAAAAAAAAAAAAAAGUUACAGAAUGCA